This is a messenger RNA of Mollisia scopiformis, 871 nucleotides long. RefSeq lists its product as uncharacterized. The record is from RefSeq and is a predicted model, not a curated record. Lineage: Eukaryota; Fungi; Ascomycota; Leotiomycetes; Helotiales; Mollisiaceae. The transcript is spliced from 5 exons. Bases 88 to 618 code for a protein of 176 amino acids.
UACUAUCACCACAACAAGAAGAAGAAAUUUCUCCAUCAGAUAUAGGAUCAAGACUACGAGUCCUCAAGCAACUCACUCUUCAUUAAAAUGGCAUCUCCAACGAAAAUCUUCCCGCCCGAAAAAAUCAGAGCCGUAGUCGAAGAUGUAGCGAGUCUGUUGAAAGAGCGGAAGGAAACCGUUAGUGUGGCUGAGACAGCGGCCGGAGGUAUAAUAUCCGCCUCCCUCCUCAGCACACCUGGCGCUAGUGGAUUUUAUAAGGGUGGUUUGACUCUCUACACCCUAGAAUCUCGCAUCGCGUUCGCGGGCUGGACCCAAGAAAACAUCACCUCCUACGCCGGGCCCACGACCGAUGUCGUAGCAGGUCUAGCGCGCAAUGUAAGGGCGAAAUUGGGGUCGACGUAUACGGUGUGCGAGAGCGGGACGGCGGGACCGACGGGUGGGAAGACGGCUAACCGGACUCCGGGAUAUGUAGCCCUAGCAGUAGCUACAGAAAGGGGGGUCUUUGAACGAGAACUGAGUACAGGGCUAGGAGGCGAUAGGGAGGCGAAUAUGGUGCAGUUUGCAGUGGAGGCGUUGGGGUUGUUGAAGGAUGUUAUUAAGGGGGAUGCUAAGCUUUGAUUAUUGGAUUGGAAUUGGAAUUCGGGGGAGGGUUUUCGGUUGCUAUUCUUGAUAUUUUGUUUAGAGGAUCGAUUGAGGUCUUUCAUUCGAAGUCCUUGCUUUUUCUGUCUUUACUGGGGGAUUUUCCCCGUGUCAUCCGCGUCUCCUCUCUUCAUCUCAGUCUCAUAACAUAGGUAGGCAGGGCGUCAUCGAAUCGGAAGUUCAAGUUCAUAUUGGAUUGCCUUUACAUAUUUUCAUCUCACCUCAAAUCCAG